Messenger RNA from Anopheles coluzzii, 2316 nucleotides. RefSeq names its product protein transport protein Sec61 subunit alpha (gene Sec61alpha). Gene Ontology annotation, molecular function: transmembrane protein transporter activity; signal sequence receptor activity; ribosome binding. The coding region runs from base 310 to 1740 and encodes 476 amino acids. Gene Ontology annotation, biological process: SRP-dependent cotranslational protein targeting to membrane, translocation; post-translational protein targeting to membrane, translocation. The transcript is spliced from 2 exons. NCBI's taxonomy places the organism in Eukaryota, Metazoa, Arthropoda, Insecta, Diptera, Culicidae. The record is from RefSeq and is a predicted model, not a curated record. Gene Ontology annotation, cellular component: Sec61 translocon complex; membrane.
CGCUUCGUGGCUGCCAACAAAUCAACGAACGGGAAGGGACGGUUUCGGGUGCGUUUGGCUCGUUGGAUAUUUUACUUGCCGACCGAGAGACCAACGCAGCUAAUGUGUUGUUUGUCCAGCUAGCUUAGCUCGACAACACACGACACGAAAACGGUUUAUUUAUCGCUGGAAACCAGAACGAAACGCAACCGCAAUCAGGGAGGAACAGAGUUGCAGCUUACCGGACGACCGUGCGUGCGCGAGUUUUUUUUUUGCAUUGAGUGUGUGUGAAAAAGAAAAACCCACCAAUUCCCAGCGACCUGCACCGCCAUGGGAAUAAAAUUCCUGGAAAUUAUUAAACCGUUCUGCGGCAUACUGCCGGAGAUCGCGAAACCGGAGCGCAAGAUCCAGUUCCGCGAGAAGGUACUAUGGACCGCGAUCACGCUGUUCAUAUUCCUCGUCUGCUGCCAGAUCCCGCUGUUCGGCAUCAUGAGCUCGGACUCGGCCGAUCCGUUCUACUGGAUCCGCGUCAUCCUGGCGUCGAACCGCGGCACGCUGAUGGAGCUCGGCAUCUCGCCCAUCGUCACGUCCGGCCUGAUCAUGCAGCUGCUGGCCGGCGCUAAGAUUAUCGAGGUCGGCGAUACGCCCAAGGACCGGGCGCUGUUCAACGGGGCGCAGAAGCUGUUCGGCAUGGUCAUCACCAUCGGGCAGGCGAUCGUGUACGUCAUGACCGGCAUGUACGGCGAUCCGGCCGAGAUCGGUGCGGGCGUCUGUCUGCUCAUCAUCAUCCAGCUGUUCGUGGCCGGCCUGAUCGUGCUGCUGCUCGACGAGCUGCUCCAGAAGGGCUACGGGCUGGGCAGCGGUAUCUCGCUCUUCAUUGCGACCAACAUUUGCGAAACGAUCGUGUGGAAGGCGUUCUCGCCCGCCACCGUCAAUACGGGCCGCGGUACCGAGUUCGAGGGUGCGGUCAUUGCCCUAUUCCACCUGCUCGCCACCCGCCAGGACAAGGUGCGGGCACUGCGCGAAGCCUUCUACCGCCAGAACCUGCCCAACCUGAUGAACCUGCUCGCGACUGUGCUGGUGUUUGCGGUGGUCAUAUACUUCCAGGGCUUCCGGGUCGACCUACCGAUCAAGUCGGCCCGCUACCGCGGCCAGUACAGCAGCUACCCGAUCAAGCUGUUCUACACGUCCAACAUUCCGAUCAUCCUGCAGUCGGCGCUCGUCUCCAACCUGUACGUUAUCUCGCAGAUGCUGGCAGUUAAGUUCCACGGUAACUUCCUGAUCAAUCUGCUCGGCGUGUGGGCCGACGUGGGCGGCGGCGGCCCGGCCCGCUCGUACCCGAUCGGUGGCCUCUGCUACUACCUGUCGCCGCCCGAGUCGCUCGGGCACAUCGUGGCCGACCCGAUCCACGCCGUGCUGUACAUCGUGUUCAUGCUCGGCUCGUGCGCCUUCUUCUCCAAGACGUGGAUCGACGUGUCCGGCAGCUCGGCCAAGGACGUGGCGAAGCAGCUGAAGGAGCAGCAGAUGGUGAUGCGCGGCCACCGCGAGAACUCGAUGAUCCACGAGCUGAACCGCUACAUCCCGACCGCGGCCGCAUUCGGUGGCCUCUGCAUCGGGGCGCUCUCCGUGCUGGCCGACUUCAUGGGUGCGAUCGGCUCCGGCACCGGUAUCCUGCUGGCCGUCACCAUCAUCUACCAGUACUUCGAGAUCUUCGUCAAGGAGCAGUCCGAGAUGGGCGGCAUGGGCACGUUACUGUUUUAAGGUGGUGCUUCAAUUCCCCCCACCCCCUUUCCCUCAUCACAUCCAUCCUUCCUCUUCUUCUCCUUUCCUUAUCUGACGUCAUCGUUCCAGUUCCUUCCACACUCGAUUCUUCUGUUGCAAAACAUGAGUUUUUGUUUAGUUUGUUUCCGUUUUACUUGUCCCAUCUUCCUAUCAUUCCCUUGCUUUCCCCUUCUCGCCCCACCCACUUUGUUUUCGCGGGACAUAAAAAGAAAAAUUAAUUUAAGCUCAUAAUUCUCCUUUAGCGUUUUAGCGUUUAAGAGAGGCGUUUAACACUAUUACUACUCUACAUUCGAAGGGAUAGUAAGCAGAGAGCAGCGACUGAGAGGUGUAAUAAUUGAUAAAUGAGAUAAUAAGAACAGAGACACGUUGUGUUGUGUGUGUGUGCGUGAGUGUAUGUGUGUGAAUAGUAAAGAAUUGUUUUGUUACUUUGUUUUUUCACUACACUUCCUCUACACUUUCCGAUGGUGAUGAGAAAAUGCAAAUGGAAAAGCAGAGAUCAGCGCAAAUCGAUAUACCUGAAGAAGUAAAUAAAACCAUCAAUUCACACAAUAAUAA